This is a messenger RNA of Oreochromis niloticus (Nile tilapia), 1447 nucleotides long. RefSeq names its product histone H4. The transcript has a single exon. Gene Ontology annotation, molecular function: structural constituent of chromatin; protein heterodimerization activity; DNA binding. Gene Ontology annotation, cellular component: nucleosome. The coding region runs from base 129 to 440 and encodes 103 amino acids. NCBI's taxonomy places the organism in Eukaryota, Metazoa, Chordata, Actinopteri, Cichliformes, Cichlidae. The record is from RefSeq and is a predicted model, not a curated record.
GCCACUGAGCUUCGAGCCGUCUAGUGAACCGUCUGUUUUCUUUUACGUCCGCCGAGCACACAUAAUAACACGGCUCCGUGGGGUUGGGGUUCAUUCGACUUUGUUCGUUCAAGGAAGAAACUAUAACCAUGAGUGGAAGGGGCAAAGGUGGCAAGGGACUCGGCAAAGGAGGUGCUAAGCGUCACCGUAAAGUUCUCCGUGAUAACAUCCAGGGCAUCACCAAACCCGCCAUCCGCCGUCUGGCUCGCCGUGGCGGAGUGAAGCGUAUCUCCGGUCUGAUCUACGAGGAGACCCGCGGAGUGCUCAAGGUGUUCUUGGAGAACGUCAUCCGUGACGCCGUCACCUACACUGAGCACGCCAAGAGGAAGACUGUGACCGCCAUGGAUGUGGUGUACGCUCUGAAGAGGCAGGGCCGCACUCUGUACGGCUUCGGCGGUUAAACUUAUUCACUCUAAUCCAUCAAACGGCUCUUUUAAGAGCCACACACUUCACUUUAAGAGCUUUGUUCUGCGGUCUUGUUGAUUUGGUCAUGUUUUGGAGGAAAGUCUUGGAAAUGUAAGUAAAAUACCUGCCCGUGUAUCCCCACCGACUUUGGAAGUACUAGUGCGUUAUAACUUCACAAACAAUUACAGACUGAGAUUCCCAACAUAUGACUCUUCGUUUCGCUAUAAAAUUAAGGUGUUUGUAACGUGUGCUUUUCUUAGCAAAAUUACAAUAACAAACUGAACUUCUGAGGUUACAGACCUAUUCAAUACCACUGUUUAUUAAAACUCACCUAUAGCAGGAGUGUGAACAGUCAUACACUGAAAGACAGAUUUCACUGAUCUAUCAGUUUAUUUGUAAAUGCCUUCUUGAGAAAUCCGCUUGAAGCAGCAGUGCUUAUUUUUUUUAAGAUAACCAACCCACCUUUGAUCUAGUAGAGGGUGGACAUGAGUGGAUGAAGCCCUGUGAAGCUUUUGAAACCUCUUCCUGAUGUGCCUGAAAUAUCAUUUUCACCAAUCAUAUCAAUGUAACAGUUUUGAUGUGUGAUCUUCCUUCUGACAGGCUUACUCAGUCUUACAAUCCCGACAUACCUUCAUACAAGGAACAUUAUUAAAGAUGUUUUUAGUACCCAGAUUUUAUGCACUUGAAAUGCAACAUGUCUGUUUAAACUGCAAACAAAGUAUCAACGGCAACUGUAAAUGCUCUGUGAUGAAACGACGCACAUCGCAAACAAGAAGUUUCGUCAGGUUGUCUACGUUUAAUUGACAUGCUUCCAGAUAAAAAAAAAAAAUAAAAAUAAAAAAGCUCCUUUGAGGGAGCAGAUUAGAAUGACAGAAUACACCAUACACAAAGCGUGUUUGCAUGUAGCACACAGCUGUGGCUCGCUGUCGGUCUAAAUGAAUCUCAGACCUAAACAAGUGUUUGUAGUGAUUUAUAAUUAUUAGUCUGAACCUCUUUAAUCUAC